UUUUAUAUUCUUUCACUUUUAAGGUACUUAACCCGUCAUAGGUGGCGCAUGGGAGCUUUGAACAAAGAAACGCCAAUAAGGAAAUGACAGAGACCUAGCCUCCUCAGUUAGCUUACUAUAAGACUGUUACCUUCAUGUCACGACUGCCCAGAAAAGGCCAGCCCUACUUCAAUUUUUGAACUGCAGACGAGUGGUGAAACGUCCGAUAAAGAACACCCAUCAGUGUUGGAUUUUAAAAGGAAUGGUGAGGUCAAUGAAAGUACUCGCUUAUUUAUUAUCAAUUCAGUAAAUGCGGAGGAAAAUAAUUCAAGAGAAACAGCUAAUGUAAAUAUCAAGACAUGUGAUGAAUACUGUGAGCCUCUGGAUGAUAAUUGUCAUAACACAUAUGCAGUAGAGUUCUUUCCUAGUGAACAAUGUGAAAAUUCAGAAAUUGUUAACAAUAUUGGUGUUAUAGUACCAGACACUGAAAAAGUUUACAUGUGUUUAGUUUGUCGAAAAAUAUUUAAAGAGAAAGAUAAACUUCUAAUGCAUGAAAUUUCAGAACAUGCAGUGGACACAAACGUACCUGAACCUCCCAAAGCUGAUUCAACGAGAUCAUCGUCAUUGACAUCAGCAAUAACCACCACUAAUUCUUUGACAACAGUAUCAUCUUCUAACUCAAAAAAAUAUAAACGAAGAGGAACACAUACAUGUUUAGAUUGUGGAACCAGUUUUCCAGGCCUAAAGCCUUUGAAUCGUCAUAUCAGGGAAUAUCACAUUCCAGCUGAAAAUAUUUGUGAAUUUUGUGGUGCUCAUUACAAAAUUAAAAGUCAGUUGGAAGUGCAUAGGCGUUUACAUACUGAUGAAAAACCUUUUUCAUGUACAGUUUGCAAUGAGAGUUUUCAUUUCAAAAAGGCCCUGAAAAGACAUAAACGAAGUCACAUUGAGCCCAAGUCUUUGACUUGUAAUGUGUGCAAUAAAACAUUUACAAAUAGAAGUGCUAUGUGGAGACAUGAACAAAUUCAUUCUACAAACAGAAGUGUUUUAUGUUAUUUGUGUGGUAAAGUCCUUUCCAAUUCACAGAGUCUUAGAGUUCAUAUGAGGACUCAUUCUACAGAUAGACCUUGCUCAUGUCCAACUUGUGGUAAAACAUUCAGAGAUAACAUUUCUGUUAAUAAGCACAUGAUAAUGCACUCAGCAAUAAAAAACUUCAAAUGCGAUAUUUGUGGUAGAGCUUUCUAUAGCAAAGGUCUUGUCAAACAGCAUAAGUUAAGUCAUUCAGGAGUGAAACCUCAUAAAUGUGAAGUUUGUGGUGCUGCUUUCAAUAGACUUGGCAAUCUUAAUCAGCACAAGAAGAAGCACAUUCAGGAUGGAACUUUGGACCAUGUGAGGCCCAAUCUGACUCACAUGUGUGUCAUAUGUGGGAAAAUGAUGAAAUCUGAAUUAACAUUGAAGUAUCACUUAGCAAAACAUACAGGAGAGAAAAAGCCAUUUGAUUGCGAGGUAUGUGGUAAGCGCUUUGUGGCAGUUGAUCCUUAUCGUGUUCAUAUGCGUAUUCAUACUGGAGAACGCCCCUAUGAAUGUAGUCAUUGUGAUAAGACUUUCCGAAGUGCUUUUACUUUAAAGCAACAUUCAGCAUUACAUAAAGACGAGUUUCCAUACCCUUGUACUUUCUGUGAGAGAAGAUUUAAACGAUUGCAAUCAUUGAUUGUUCACAAAAGAACUCAUACUGGCGAGAAACCUCAUCCAUGUCCUAUCUGUGGACGUGGUUUUGCUCAGAAAGGUGACAUGAUCAAACACACUAAAACUCAUAAUCGCGAAAGAAAACCUGUAACAAUGGAAUUAGAACAUAUUACAGAACUUGUUCUCAGUGAUACGGAAAUAACAAGUGAAUUCCUUAUUGAUAUGCCUAUUGUGGAGGUUGAGACAGAAAUGAAUUCUGACAUGCAUGUGCAGAUUCAAUCUGAUAUCCAUUCUCAAAUACAGGCAGGUAUCGAUGCCGAGAUGAAAUCUAGUAUUGAAUCACAAAUUCAUCCAGUUAUUGAUUCUGAUAUCCAAUCGAAUAUCCACGCUGAUAUAGCACCAUGUAUUCACAUGGAAAUACAACCUGAUAUUCCGUCAGAUAUGACCUCAGACAUUACGACAGGUAUAACACCAGAAGAUUUGCAAUCAGAAAUUCAUUUGAAAAUAGAUUCUGGAAUUUAUCAACAAUAA
Gryllus bimaculatus (two-spotted cricket) is the source of this 2193-nucleotide messenger RNA. NCBI's taxonomy places the organism in Eukaryota, Metazoa, Arthropoda, Insecta, Orthoptera, Gryllidae. The record is from the annotation of a GenBank genome assembly.